Closterium sp. NIES-65 is the source of this 1824-nucleotide messenger RNA. NCBI's taxonomy places the organism in Eukaryota, Viridiplantae, Streptophyta, Zygnematophyceae, Desmidiales, Closteriaceae. The record is from the annotation of a GenBank genome assembly.
AUGGCUCCUCGGGGGUUGUGUCAUGGCUGUUGGGAUGAGGGACAUGCAUGGCAGCGAUGUCCUCAUCGACCUAAGGGAGGCAUUCCGGCAUUCUUAAAGCGGGGGGGUCGUGGGUCCAACGGCAAGGCACAGGUGGCGGAUGAGGAGGAGCAGGAUGACAAGGCAGAGGCAGUGGUUGGAGAAGCAGUUGCAGCAGUGGGAGAGGAGCAGCUGCGAGAGGGGUGGUGGAUUGACAGUGGGGCCAGCCACAACUUUACUCCUUAUGCAUCGGACUUCAAAAGUAAGCUUCAACCACCAGAGGUUCGGGGAGUUAGAUUGGGAGAUGGACGGGUGGUGAAAGCUGUUGGCAUGGGUGAGGUGCCAGUGGUUGGUGCUGGAGGUCAGCUGCUGAGGAUUCAAAAGGUCCACCUUGUGCCUGAGAUGCACACGCGUCUGCUGUCAGUCCCACACCUCACCUCUCGAGAUGUCAUUGUCACAUUCAAAGGCAAGAGAUGUGUCCUUCAACGGGGGGAGCGGGUGUUGGCGAUUGGAGAAAAGGAGAGGGGAAGGGACCAUGGAUUGGGGCCGGUGCGCACACCAUCACUGGGAGGAGCGGUGUAUGUCCUCAGUCUCAUUGACGACUUCACCAGACGAGUUUGGUCGUUCCCCCUCCCCAACAAGGAAUCGGCCAUAGUUGCAAAAGUCCUUCGCCAGUGGCAUAAGGACGUGGAGUUGGAGUGUGGGCGGAAGCUGAAGGCUGUUCGUUCGGACAGGGGUGGCGAGUUCUUGGGGGAAGCUGUAAAAGCAUGGAAGGCGGAGUUUGGCAUUAAAACUCAAUUGAGCGUCGCAGAUACACCGCAACAGAAUGGGGUUGUGGAGAGGUGGCACAGGACGAUGGCAGAGGGGAUUCGCACAUUGUUGGUCGACAGUGGUCUCCCUGCUCGCUUGUGGGGUGAAGCAUUGAUGUGGGUCGUGUGGGUUAAGAACAGGGUCACCCACAGUGCUUUGCCUGCCUCCAUCACACCAAUGGAGGCGUGGUCCGGCCAGAAGCCGCAUGUGGGCAUGGCUCGGAUUUGGGGUUGCAUGGGGAGUGUCAUGUUGCAUGGGCAUGAGAAGGGUGGCAAGCUUGAUGCACGGGCUGUCAUGUGUGUCUGUGUUGGGGUGGACAUGGAGAGCAAGGGUUGGCGCAUGCUGGACCCUUCUAUCAUGCGCAUUCGCAUUGCUCGGGAUGUUGAUUUCCUUGAGAAUGUGAUGUGGAAGGAUUGGGACAAGGCAAAGGAAUUUGGGGAGCUUCUGCAGGAUGCAGCUGCAAUUUCCCAACUCCUCCCUCUUCCACUUUCGCCACCUUCAGCAACGGCUGACGACAUUGAGAUGCCACUUUCACCACUGCCACCGGCACCGCUGAGUGUGUCGGUGCAGCAGCAGCCCACCCCUCUGCAGCAGCUCAGUGGCCCCUCGGUCAUUCAGCGGAGAUCCGCUACACAGGCUACUUCCUCUUCCUCCUCCUCUGGUCAGCGCUCUAUCCCUCUCUCUACGGGUGCCCCUCCGUCACCAGCGACUACCUCCCCACCACCGGUUACGGGUUUGCAGGUGCUUGGUAUCCAGUCUGGUACAGGUGGUGAGGAGGUAGGGGGGGAUGCUGGUGUGGUUGAGGGCAUGCUAUGUUUGGCCAGGGAGGUGGAAGGUGUUGCACUGGCAGGUGUGAGCACAGGUCAAGGAGGUGCUUGCUCAGAGGUACCAGAUGAAGGAUCUAGCUUGCAGCUGCAUGAGAACCUGGAGCGCAUCGGCAUGCGAGUGAUUGCUGCGAAGGCCAAGGCUUCAUUCGCUGGAGGGGUUGUAUUUUGA